This is a messenger RNA of Myxocyprinus asiaticus (Chinese sucker), 2867 nucleotides long. RefSeq names its product phospholipid scramblase 2-like. The record is from RefSeq and is a predicted model, not a curated record. Gene Ontology annotation, biological process: plasma membrane phospholipid scrambling. Lineage: Eukaryota; Metazoa; Chordata; Actinopteri; Cypriniformes; Catostomidae. The transcript has 8 exons. Bases 1811 to 2503 code for a protein of 230 amino acids. Gene Ontology annotation, molecular function: phospholipid scramblase activity. Gene Ontology annotation, cellular component: plasma membrane.
GUGAGGUAACACUCUGUUGCCUGUGAGGUCCAACUAUCUGUAGUCAGAGCAAGGCUCUGUGCUUUAGCCAAUUCGUCUACGAUACUGUUGCGUGUCUUUUCAUAGAGGUCGGGUAUUACCUCGGCGCUGAAAAAUGUGUGAGACGGUACUUUGUAACGCGGAUCGAGCGCUUUCAUUAGGUGGCGAAAGCCCACAUUUCCAAUCACCAAAAACGGCUACAAAUAUUUGGCAAGAACACCCCCACUGCCUUUGUUAUUUUUUUGUGUUUCUCAGAACCAGUUGAGUAUGUAUGCUGGAAGGAAUCAGAGAGGGACUGUUGCUUUUUGGAUGACUGUAUUACCUGCUCUACUGUCCUGCUUUCAGACAGUGAUAUCGCUGGGUGAUGGCGCCGCAGAUGAUGGAAUUGUUGGAAGUGUUUCCAUUUGAGUAGGCGACACGUGUAAAACAAUGCUUGCACACAGUCAUUUUUUUGUUUACCAUUUUUUUUUCUUCCUCUGCGUUAUCCUCAAUGGCAAAACCGAAAUGUCCCAACACCACAGAUUUGAAAGACGGUGGUGCUUCCUCGUACUGCAGCCUCACUUCACUGCUAAAGUUUUAAAUCUGACACCAGCAUUGCAAGCAUGGUUAAGCACCCCCUAACUUUAGUGCAUAGUGAUUGGAUAUUUACUUGCGGGGAGGCAUUUCCUCAUCACAGCACUUAGACUCAUGGGUACACUCAAACAGAGCCAAUUCGGAGAGAAAUAAAACGCACAGAAAUUAUUUAACGCGAAACCGAAAAAAACGCAGUUCACAAGCGCGUAUUGAACCGUGGAUGUCGUACCGAAUGGUUCAAUAUUAUAUCGAGAAUUGUGGCAUCCCUAAUUACAAGGCUUUUUGACGGAGAGCCAGAUCAUCUUGUACCAUCUUCAUCCGCACAUCUGGUGGAUUGUGACCCAUUCCUGAUGGCUAGCAGAAUGAUUCGCCAGUCAUUUCAGGCGGCAGUGUUGAAACAGCUGUUGUACAGAUUUCAGACUGUCCAGAUUUUGAUUUGCGUCAGAAAAUUAUGCUGGUAUGUAUUCUGCAUUUUGAGAUUUAGUGUUUCAGUGGUUUAUGAAACAGUAUUAAUUGGUCAAAAUUGCUUAUUAUUUGAUAAUCAUUAAUAUAAUUAAUAAAUCAGAAUUUUUCUUAAGCCACCUAUAUAAUAAUGUGACUUUCAGCUUGAAGGGGACUCUGAACUAACACCUGAGAAGGUGAGCAUUGAUGAUUUGCGUUUCUCAUGGGAUCUUCCUUCAGUGACCAGUGUCAAUCAACGAUGGCUCUUUGAGAGUCUUCUACAUCAUGCUGUACUAUGCACUCAGACAAACCUGUUGAACAUUCUUGACUCCUCUUAACCAUUUGAUGCAUUUUUCGAACACAAUGCUGUGGCCACUAUUUUGUCAUCGUCCAGAUGUGCUUCCAGUCAUUUUUCCACACAAGUUAAAUGAUGUGUUGACCCCAGAUGUACAUAAUUUUGCUAAUCUCAAUUAAGUUGAAUUCUGGAUUUCAGAGAAUGAAAGACUUAACAAAACAGUACUCGAGGUGGCUUGCAUGUUUGUUUGUUUGUUUUGUUUUUUUAUCUGUAGUGUGUCCUAACCUGCAUCAGCUGGCCUGCCAUGGUGGGAGCCAAGGACUCUGGUGAUGAAGAAUGCUCUUUGGAAGAUAAGAGCCGGGUUGCUGGCUACCUUCGUCAAUUCAUUAAAAAUGCAUCCAGCCCUGAGCUGAAGGCUCUAAUCAAGUUUUGGGUGGGUUGGGAGGUUCCUACUGCUUCCCUCACACUGGAGAUAAGGCGACCAUGCAACAUAUGAAUAUGUACAUGGUUCCCAAUCAAGGGAUACCAGGCUGUCCUCCUGGAUUAGAGUACCUGACACAGGUAGAUCAACUUCUGAUAAAACAGAAAGUUGAGAUUAUAGAAGCUCUGGCAGGCUUUGAGAGCAACAAUAAAUAUGAGAUCCGUAACACGCUGGGUCAGAAUGUGUACUACGCGGUGGAGGAGAACGACUGUCUGACGCGUCAGUGUUGUGGACCGCUGCGAUCUUUCACCAUGCGCAUCCUCGAUAACUUUGGACAGGAAAUCAUCACAGUCAACCGUCCACUCAAAUGCAUGUCCUGUUUCUUCCCAUGUUGUCUGCAAGAGUUGGAGGUCCAGGCUCCUCCAGGAAACACAGUGGGAUAUAUAUUGCAGCAGUGGCACCCUUUCUUUCCCAAGUUCACCAUACAGAAUGAACACAGACAGCCGGUUCUCAAGCUCCAGGGGCCUUUCUGUGGCUGGAGCUGCCUGCCAGAUGUGGAUUUUGAGAUUUUGACCAUGGAUGGGGUCAGUAUCGGGAAGAUCAGCAAGCAGUGGACUGGGCUUCUCAGAGAGGCAUUCACUGAUGCGGACAACUUUGGAAUUCAGUUCCCGAUGGAUCUUGAUGUGAGAAUGAAGGCUGUGAUGAUCGGAGCCUGCUUUCUUAUUGAUUUCAUGUUUUUUGAAACAAACCACUAGCUGCUAAGUGGAGGCAUGUCUGGUUCGUGGACAUCGAGUUCUGAGAAAACAGAUGAAAAAAGAAGACCUGACAUUUACCUUUGCACAACAUACAUCUGUGAAAGCAAAAUUAAUGCAUGUGAAGAAUAAUAAUGAUGAGCUUUUAGAGACUUUGUAAAGUUGCUUCAGGUGUGUGAUAUAACUGGUUGUACUUACUGGCUGUGUUUAUUUUUUUAUAUACACAUUAUAGAUUAUUGUAAAUAUUUCCUGCCAUAAAUAGCAUCUUAAUGUAAUAGUUCACCCACAGAUGAAAAUUCUGGCAUCAUUUACUAACUCUCAUGACAUUCCAAAAACUAUAUGACUUUCUUUUUUCAAUGGAACAUGA